AUGUUGAUGAUAAUAAUGCAACAAUAAAAUCAUCAACAAUGAUGACGACAAUGAAAAAGGAUAAAAAUGAUGAUCUAAUUGAUUGGGAAUAUAGUUAUUGUUCUCCAGAAUUACCACCACCACCACCAUCACCAGCAUUAACAACAAAAACGACUACAAUGGAAUUGAAUAAUCCAGAUGAACACCAUCAUCAGCAGACGCUUGUUCAUCAAUUAAUGGACCAAAAUAAUAACGAUAAUACGAAACGAUUUUCAUGGUUAAAUCCAAUGAUGAUGUUUCGAACGCGAAAAGUAUCGCCAAUUAACAAUGGUCAUCAUAAUGUCCAGGAUGGUGAUGAGAAAAUGUUUCAAAUGAAAAUUAUACAUCAUUCAUCGAAUAAUCGAAUGAAUAAUAGUUGUUCAUUACUAUCGAUGGUCGAUAAUAAUUCGAAUGAUGAUCAACAACGAUAUUUGAUUUAUCAAGUGGAAAACAUGGAUGAAACAUUAUGUAGUAUUGCUGCUCAAUUCAAUGCAACGCCUUCACAUAUAAAGGCACUAAAUCGUCUAACAUCGAAUCAUGUGUUUGUUGGACAAAACCUGUUGAUUCAAAUGAUGAUGGAUCAUUCAAAUUCAAAAACAACGACAACAACCACUACUUGAAAAUUUGGAU
Molecule: messenger RNA, 648 nt
Organism: Dermatophagoides farinae (American house dust mite)
Lineage: Eukaryota; Metazoa; Arthropoda; Arachnida; Sarcoptiformes; Pyroglyphidae
Source: RefSeq, a predicted model, not a curated record